Messenger RNA from Athalia rosae (coleseed sawfly), 2131 nucleotides. RefSeq lists its product as uncharacterized. Lineage: Eukaryota; Metazoa; Arthropoda; Insecta; Hymenoptera; Athaliidae. The transcript has 2 exons. The record is from RefSeq and is a predicted model, not a curated record. The coding region runs from base 894 to 1310 and encodes 138 amino acids.
GUAGCACGAACCCGUCGCGCACCCGGGCUCAGCGGAGAAUAAUAUCGCACCAGGUCUCGAUUCAAGCAUGUCCAAGGCUUAAAAUCUUUGGAAUCCAUAGAACUCGAAUUUAUUUGAUUAUCGUACGAGGAAAAAUUAACCAUUUGUCCUACCACAAUAAUUCUAAGGUCGAGUAAUCUGCAGUGCUUGCUUUUUUCGGUGUCAUAUAUUCUACUCAAAAAGCUCGGAACGUCCCUAGGGCGAAGUCUUCGUCAAUAAUCAAAACGAAGCAUAUUCACAGCGUACCCCUAGCCAGAAUUUCACUCGCCGUAAUGUUUGCCAUGUGCUAUAUGAGCAAGCGAAAUCACUCUGCGGCAGAGAUUGCGGCAAUACUUAUUCCACUACAGUAUGCAAAAUUUUGUUUACGUGAUGCAGCUGCUAAAAAUCUCUCGUGCUAAGCAGAGGCGGAUAAGCUUGCUAUUUUGCCUGCUGGCCAUUAACGGGAGGACUUUUAAACGAAGCUAAUUUUCGUUUUUUGAUUCUUUCUCCGAGAGUCAAUUAAUUAACGCUGAUUCCAUCGUGGAUAACAUCCACCUGCAAUACUUGUACAGAUGAUAUAGUCCUUUCAGUUUUAAGUUUUCGCAUUGAAUUUUCGAAAGUCACCCGGCUAACGUACGUCAUACGAGAGAUAACGAGGCACCCUGAUGGAAAAAAACUGAGAAAAAAAAGAGAGACGACUGAACAAAAAGUUAUUUCAAUAUGUCUAGGCCGAGCCUUGUUAAUUUUUAAAUUAAAGCCAGGUGUUCGUUACUCGCGGGAAAAAUAAAAUUGUCAAGUGGACAGAAACAAUCGCGGCUAAUUAAAUAACCUGAAUUUCAAUAACUAUAGCGUAUUACAAACAUCAAAUAAAUAGAAUGAUCGUCAAAAAACCUGGGAAAUCAUCAGGACGAGAAAAUAAUAGAAAUUCUUCCACCGACAGGGAAUACUGGGAUAAUCACCGGACGAAACGUAGCAAGAAAUUAAUGAGAUCGGAUUACACGUCAUCCGUUAAAUCCUGGCAUCGGGGUAGCGAUGUCACCAUAAGCUCCCCGAAAGACCGGAAACGCUACCGGAAUAAAAUUGCGGUUCAGAAGGUCCUUAAGUCGAGCAAUCCGUUUAUCCUUUUCUACUUAAAAAUGUUGUACAGACGUUCAACAUUGCUAGUAACGGAGGUCGCACGUAUUGCGGGAAAACGAUGGAGCUCGAUGUCGAAUUGCGAGAAGAAAAAGUACAUCGAUUUGGCGAAAGAAGAAAGCAAACGUCGCAGCUGUAUGAGAACUAGCGAGAAAUAAUCUGCAGUGUUUCAUAAUUAUUAUUAGUCAGUUAUUUUUGUCAUGCGAAGUAGACGGAGGUAUUCGUCUCUAUGAGACAUCGAGAAAGAUCCUCGUACUAGAAAUCUAAUUGAUAUAUACGUAUUAGCAAUUAACGAAUGGUCACGCGACACAGACACGCGAUGCUAAUUAAAAAUCGCAUAUUUAGGGUAGCGUUAUGGAAUACCAUUCAAAUUCCGUAAUAUGUAUGCUGAAAAAACUUGAUGCAAUAUUUAGCACAACAUAUUACAACUUUGCACGUGGGAAGUUGUGGAAAAAUCGCGCGAGCUGCUGACGAAAUAUACUCUGAAAACUAUAUAUUCUUCCGUUUGGCUGUUCGCCAGGACGUCUGAUCCACCCCAUAAACUGUCGCUACAAUAUACUAUAAGUAACGAGUCAGCUCUUCUAUUUUUUAAUGCAAUAAAAUAUCGCGGUCAAAGAUUAAAGAUUAAACCAAAUAUACAACUUGUGGGUACACGAUAAGACCGACGUAUUAUAUAAAAAGGAUUUACAGCGUCGAACGAAUUGUAAACACUUCAAAAGCGUGCUACCAUCGUCAACGCUCGAGGUCUCUCUUUAGUUCCGAUAAGGGAUGUUUUUACCGCGGAUGAAAGAAGUAGACGAUCCUGCAGCGCAAACUUGAAUAGAUUGCGGUGGAUUUCCGUGACUCGUUGGAUGCGAAAGGUGAACGUGGGGUCAUCAUUUAAUCGGCAAAGCAAUGGGGAUGUAAAAAUGAAGCGUAUAACUUCAUGGCUUACCGUUCGGAGGAAGGAGACGUCAUCCUGUUCGGAGCCGCCCUCGCU